This is a messenger RNA of Procambarus clarkii (red swamp crayfish), 3338 nucleotides long. RefSeq names its product RNA cytidine acetyltransferase l(1)G0020. Gene Ontology annotation, cellular component: nucleolus; 90S preribosome. Gene Ontology annotation, biological process: rRNA acetylation involved in maturation of SSU-rRNA. Gene Ontology annotation, molecular function: tRNA binding; 18S rRNA cytidine N-acetyltransferase activity; ATP binding. The record is from RefSeq and is a predicted model, not a curated record. Lineage: Eukaryota; Metazoa; Arthropoda; Malacostraca; Decapoda; Cambaridae.
UCUCUAACACACACCUUUGUUUUAGCCUCCUCUGUCUACAGCACUUUUGGAACACUUAAGCUCAACAUAUACGUGUCUCCCAACAUCUGUACUGGUGCAGUCAUCGGGAGGAUAAACGUUUCAUGCAAACUGCACUAUCUAGAAGAAGGAGGGUUUUAUGCUGUGUUCAGUAUUUAGGCACUAAUCGUCGGGGGUUAUGUACGUACAUCUGGAUUGACUAGGGGGAGACUCUAAGCUUAGCCAGAUCAUAUUAAGAUGGUGAAACGAAAAUUAGACAAUCGUAUUCGAAUUCUCAUUGAAAAUGGAGCUGCACUCGGACACAGGACCCUUGUGGUGUUGGUGGGAGACAAGAGUCGUGACCAGGUUGUGUUUUUGCAUCACAUGCUCUCCAAGUCAAACCUAAAGCAGGCUAAUGUUCUCUGGUGCUACAAGAAAGAGCUGACUUUCUCCUCCCACCGGAGAAAGAGAAUAAAGCAGCUGAAAGCCAGAAUGAGAGCUGGUCAGGCAGAGAUGAAUGAGGACGAUCCUUUUGAAAUGUUUGUGUCUAUGACUGACAUCAGAUACUGCUUCUACAAGGAAACUCACAAGAUACUUGGAAACACUUACAAGAUGUGUGUACUACAGGACUUUGAAGCCCUGACUCCCAACAUCUUGUGCCGCACCAUGGAAACUGUGGAAGGAGGUGGAGUCAUUGUGAUUCUCCUUCAGACUAUGACUUCGCUGCGGCAGCUGUAUGCACUCAGCAUGGAUGUUCACUCUCGGUACCGCACGGAGGCUCACCAGUAUGUUGUACCCAGGUUCAAUGAAAGAUUCAUCCUGUCAUUGGCUUCCUGCCCUACGUGCAUUGUAAUGGAUGAUCAGCUACGUAUCCUACCAGUCUCGUCUCAUUUGCGAGACCUGCAACCUGUACCUCCAGUGUCUGCUCAUUCCCCACUCUCUCCGCAAGACCAAGAACUCAAGGAUCUUAAAGAGUCACUUAAGGAUAACCCUCCAGUUGGACUGUUGGUGGAUCUGUGUAAAACACUAGAUCAGGCUAAAUCUGUGCUACAGUUUAUUGUGGCCAUCACAGAGAAAACACUGAGAACUACAGUGACACUGACUGCUAGCAGAGGGCGAGGAAAGUCCGCAGCACUAGGGUUAUCAAUAGCUGGUGCCAUUGCUUUUGGCUAUUCCAACAUCUUUGUUUCUUCUCCAAGCCCUGAGAACCUGAACACCCUCUUUGAGUUUGUUCUGAAAGGUUUAAAUAUAAUGGGUUAUGAAGAACACAUGAAUUAUCAGGUUCUGCGUUCAUCGGACCCACAGUUCAGCAAGUGUGUGAUGAGGGUGGUGGUGACUCGUGACAGGCAGCAAGUAGUCCAGUACAUUACUCCUAAUGAGAGCAGCAGUCUUGGCCAAGCUGAGCUGGUAGUUAUUGAUGAAGCCGCUGCCAUUCCCCUUCCACUGGUUCGCAAACUGUUGGGGCCAUACCUGGUGUUCUUGUCAUCUACUGUGUCUGGCUAUGAAGGCACUGGCAGAUCCCUCUCUCUCAAGUUGAUUGAUCAGCUCCGAAAUCAGGCCAAAGGCACAGCUACACAAGAUAAUUCUGCUGAGAAAAAGACUCCUACAGCAGAGCUGGGUAGAGUUUUGCAUGAGGUCACCUUAGACGAGUCGAUUCGAUAUAAGAUGGGUGAUCCAGUUGAAUCUUGGCUACAUCAGCUGCUGUGCCUCGAGGCCUCCCUCUCUACCCUCCCCACCAACCCACCGCCAGCUAACCAAUGUCAGCUGUUUUAUGUCAACAGAGAUACGCUUUUUGGCUACCAUAAGGUAUCAGAGAAAUUUUUAAAGCAAGUGAUGGGGCUGCUAGUGUCCUCCCACUACCGUAACACACCAGACGACUUACAGAUACUGUCUGACGCUCCAGCACACCACCUCUACGUGUUGCUCCCUCCACAAGCUGAAACAAAGGGGGAAUCCCUGCCCUUAGUUCUUUGCGUUGUUCAGGUAGCACUGGAAGGCAAGAUCUCCAAAUCUUCAGUGGUGUCUGCACUUGCUCAAGGAGAGAAGCCUGCAGGUGACCUGAUUCCAUGGACAGUUAGUAAUCAGUUCCAGAACUAUGACUUCCCUCAGCUCUCUGGAGCCCGGAUUGUUCGCAUUGCUACCCAUCCGAACAUGCAGGGGCAAGGAUAUGGGAGCCGAGCAUUAUCUCAGCUUAAUGACUACUAUGCUCAAGCAGCAGUCCAUGCAGACUACAUGGACACCCCAACACCAGAUGCCAAGCUUCCAAAUUUAAUACAAGAGGACCAGGUUGGCUUGUUGGAGGAGAAACUUGGGCCAAAUGGACAUCUGUUACCCCUACUGCAGUCUUUGUCAGAGCGACCAGCUGAGGCCCUCCACUACUUGGGUGUGUCUUACGGUGCCACUCAGCAACUCCUUACGUUCUGGAAACGUGCAGGCUUCUCUCCAGUGUACCUCAGCCAGGUGUCUAACAGCAUCACAGGAGAACACACUGUGAUCAUGCUGAAAGUUUUAGGGGAGGAGAAAGCGGAUCGAACAAAAUCUUGGCUGGCUGAUCUCUGGUUCGAUUUUAGAAAGAGACUUGUUACUCUCUUAGGCUGUGCUUUUAAGAGUUACGAUUGUAAAUUUGCCUUGAAUAUCCUUACCAACAACAUCUAUAAGAAUGCAAUAGAAGUGCCAAGCUUGUUCGAGUUGGAUUUGCACCUUACAUCCGGAGAUAUAGACCGAUUAGAUGGGUUUGUGCGGCACCAGUGUGAGGCUCCGCUCAUUGCUGAUCUUGUUCCCGCACUUGCUCGCCUCUACUUUCUCAAGAAGAUACCCGAUUUUAAGUUAAAACCUUUGCAAGCUGCUAUCCUGUGUGGGGUUGGAAUCCAAAGAAAGCCUGUUCAGACCAUUGCUGCUGAGCUCGGCGUGGACCACGGCAUUGUUUUGAGCCAGAUGCACAGCUUCAUUUCUGAUCUUACGAAGCAGAUGAAAAGAGUACAGCAGAUGGCCAAAAAGAGAAGCCUUGAGAAUACUGAGGAAGACUUUGGAGUGGAUCACAGCAUUAUGAAAGACCUUACUUUUAGCAUGAAGGAUAGUGCUCAGAAAAUGAAGGCUCGUGAAGCAGGGGACAGAGAGAAGGUGACCCAACUUCUUGAUGUUACUCAGUUUGGGAUUAAGACAAAAGAGCAAGAGACCAAGGUUCUGAUUGACAGUAAGAAGGCCAAGAAAUUCUUAAAGGGAGAGAAAAAGAAGAAACUGAAACUUGUUUGAAUAAUUAGUUUGAUAUGUAUAUAUAUAUAUAUACCCUGUAUGUAUAUCAAAUAUAUAUAACAUAUAAUAAAGUUGACUUAUUAUUUUAA